AGAGGAAUAAAGUGUUCCUCCUGGAUCUUAUCGAGCCCUCUCUCCCUUCUCUCCUUGUCCACCUCUUGCUUGCGGCUUGUGUCCAUGUAAGUUGGGGAAGCCCUGGAGAGGACACACAAUGGAGCGAAGAGCCUGUGGCAACUGGGCCGUUGUACUGCUGAGAGGGGGAUGGGGUAGAGAGAGGACCGGUUCACACAGCUAAACAGCCUGCCGGCUGUAGGCUUCCACGGCCUUUCCUCCCUGCCUGGAACCACUGUUGCCAGGCUGGGGCUUUUUUUGUAGAACAAACUUCGCUUGGACUACACUAAGGAUUACUACUGUGUUCUGUGGGAUUUUAGGAUACCUGAAGAAUUGAUCUCUCCUGUGUUUUGGAUGAGGAGAAAGGAAACAAACUUCUGUGUAAAUUUUUUGUGACCGUUUUUGGUUUCUGUUUCUGUUUAGUGGAGUUUAUAAAUGGAUUACAAGAUGCAUGCCAAGUCAAACGAUUUGCUGGAUUUUCAAAAACUGGACGCCCUUCUGGAAAAAAUUGCACAUUCCGUCUCUGUGAAAAGAGAAUCCAGCGAGGAGUGCAAUGGGAUCAGCGGUGCUCUGUCAGUGGAGUCUGUGCCGGGGCCAAGACUGAACUGGUGUCCUGCCAACACCACUACCCCUGCCCCUGCCCCUGCUCCUGCUCCGGGGCCAGAGCCCACGCCCAACCCUGUUAGAAUGGGGGACGGCAUGGAUGCAGCGCAAAUGUCGGGCAGCAGCAGUAGCAGCAGCCAGGGGCAGGCCCAAUCAAUGGGCAACCCCCCACCCCCAGAGUACAUCAAUCCUGACAGGCCGAAGCGCCAGACCAAUCAGCUGCAGUACCUGCUCAAGAUGGUGGUGAAGGCCCUGUGGAAGCACCAGUUUGCCUGGCCCUUUCAUGCACCAGUGGAUGCGAUCAAACUUAACCUGCCUGACUACUACACAAUAAUCAAAAAUCCUAUGGACAUGGGAACAAUCAAGAAAAGGCUUGAGAACAGUUACUACUGGAAUGCCCAAGAAUGUAUCCAAGACUUCAACACGAUGUUUACCAACUGUUACAUAUACAAUAAGCCUGGAGAUGACAUAGUCUUAAUGGCUGAGGCGCUAGAGAAGGCUUUCCUCCAAAAGGUCACAGAAAUGCCUCAAGAAGAAACUGAGAUUGUUGUCAUGACAGGCAAGGGCCGGGGCCGGGGUCGGAGAGACGGAGGUCUGAACUUGAAACCAGGGGCCAUCAUUGAUUCUUCAUCCACGACUCCUCAAACACGUGGUCUGUCAAACCUCUCCGCAGCACCGCAGACCAGAGGACCAGUGCAGGGCCCACCUUCACUACCUCCCCAGCCUUUGAUGCAGGCCCUGCCGUCCCAUGUGCCCCCAACGUUAUCCAGCCACGCGCCACAGCUUGGAGCUCCCUACUCCCUGGGCCAGUCAGACUGCGCUCAAGUUCCCAUCAUGACUUCUGUGCCUCCUCCUGCUCAAACCUCCCUUCCCCCAGCAUCCAUCCAGAGCACUACCCCAAUGCUGCAGAACCCUAUAACUAUGACCAAACAAAGAAAGAGCCAGAAAAGGAAAGCAGACACUACAACGCCCACAGCAAACGACCAACUGAGUGAGUCUUCACCAGCAGAGUCCAAAUCUGGGAAGACACUACCCAGGCGAGAGAGUGCCCGGCCUAUGAAACUAAUGAAGAAGGAUGCCCCAGACUCCCAACAUCACAUAGGCAUGGGGAUGGGACUGAGCGGACCAAGUGGAGGUCAUAGCCCCAAACCACAGGAUCAGCUGGGAUACUGUGCAAGUCUGGUUAGGGAUAUGCUGUCCAAGAAGCACGCUGCUUAUGCCUGGCCAUUCUACAAACCUGUUGAUGUGGAUGCACUGGGACUACAUGAUUAUCAUGAUAUCAUCAAACAUCCAAUGGACCUCAGCACCAUUAAGGCCAAGCUGGAGAACCGGCAAUACCGGGAACCCCAGGAGUUUGCUGCUGAUGUACGAUUAAUGUUUUCCAACUGCUACAAAUAUAAUCCACCAGACCAUGAGGUGGUAGCUAUGGCACGCAAGCUACAGGAUGUGUUUGAGAUGCGCUUUGCUAAGAUGCCAGAUGAACCUGAGAGCAAGCCCCUGGUUUCUGCUCCAGCUCCUACACUUCAUCAUCCAGCCCCUGUUAAGCCCCAGCCUCCUUUGGCCCAUGUCCCCUCAUCUUCAGACAGCUCCAGUGACUCGUCCUCUGAGUCUGAGUCUUCCACAGAUGACUCUGAAGAAGAGAGAGCCCAGAGGUUGGCAGAGCUCCAAGAACAGCUGAAGGCUGUCCAUGAGCAGCUGGCUGCCCUGUCCCAACCACAAGCCAGCAAACCAAAGAGAAAAGAGAAGGAAAAGAAGGAGAAGAAGAAAGAAAAGCAUAAGAAGAAAGGAGGCGUGCCUGGCCUUGUAGAUGAGAUCCAGGAGGCUACACCCGUUCCGCAGCUAUCUAAGAAGACCAAGACCAGUAACAAUAACAACAAAGAGGUUGUUUCCAAGAAGAAACCCAGUAAAAAGGAAGUGAUGAAAAGCAGUCAUCCCUCCAACCUGCAGCCAUUUCCCAGCCUUGAAGACGACAUGGGGGCAGCUGGCUCAUCAGCUACAGUGGAAAAAUGCAAACCAAUGACAUACGAAGAGAAGAGACAGCUGAGCUUGGACAUCAACAAGCUGCCUGGUGAUAAACUCGGCCGUGUAGUGCAUAUCAUCCAGUCCAGAGAGCCUUCACUCAAAAACUCAAACCCUGAUGAGAUCGAAAUUGACUUUGAGACGCUAAAGCCUUCCACUCUACGCGAGCUGGAAAGAUAUGUGUCUUCCUGCCUCCGCAAGAAGAAAAAGGUUCCAGUUGAGAAGCCUGUGGAGUCCAUGGCUACCUCCAAAAAGACUGGCUCCUCUUCAGAGAGCAGUGGCUCCAGCACAGAUAGUGAAGCUGAGGCGACAGGAAUUAUAAAGCAGCAGAAGAAGAAGGGCCAGUCUGUGAAGGAGGGCAAGAAGAUGCACCCUCACAUUCAGGGUGGCCCUGCUCAGACUGGGCUUCAUUCCCAAGCAGCAGGCCUUCAGUCCAGCAGUCAGAUGAAGCAGCAGCAGCAUCAGCCAUCUCCUGCAGGCUUCCUUGCUCCACCUGUAGCCGCUCUGGAGUCUUCCCAGUUACUGGAGAAUAGUUUUGAUUCCAUGGCGCCUUUCGGCCAGCCCCUCAUGCACCUGUCCCACCACACAGGCAACUCCUCCUCACCUGUACCUCCACACCUCAACACUCAUUCUGCUGGGCCAGUUUCCCCUGAGACCCACCCCUUCCUCAACCAGCAUCCCAUCCUCCCAUCUCCAGCCUUGCACAGUUCCAUGCCUCAGCAGCCUUCUCGACCCAGUCACAAGGCAGCGCCACUUCAUCCAAAACCCCCUCAUCAGCAACCAGCACCUCCUCAGCAACAGCCAACCCUGCCGCCGCAACAACAGCAGCAGCAACAACAGCAGCAGCAGCAGCAGCAGCAGCAGCAGCAACAACAGCAGCAGCAGCAGCAACAACAACAGCAGCAGCAGCAGCAACAACAACAACAGCAACAGCAGCAGCAGCUGCAACCCCAGUCAGCACCACCACCACCGCACCAGCUCUCUUCUCAGAUCCUCCACCCUCCUCAGCCCCUGCACCAGCGGCCCAUGUCCCCUCCAACACUCACACCCCAGGGCUUGCUGUCUUCCCAGCCUCCCCAGAUGCUGCUGGAGGAUGAUGAAGAGCCAGGGUCUACAACGCCUAUGAACGUACAAUUAUACAUGCAGCAGUUCCAGCAAUCCCGUCAGCCCCAGCAAUCCAUGCAGUCGCUUCAGGCACAGGCUCGCCAGCAGCAGCAGCUGCAACAACAACCAGGGCCGACAUCUCUCCUGCAGUCUGUCCAGAUACAAUCUCAACUAUCCUCUCAGACCACGCUGCCUCCUCCCCAGCUCCCUGUUCAGGCUCAGCCAGCCCCAUUACAUCAGGCCCCACCCCAACAGGUUCCUCUACACCCGGCCCGCCACAUGCUGCACACUCAGCAGCCACAACAGCAGCAACUGAACUACCAGCAGGGUCCUGGACUAGCUGGUCAGUCCCAAGCAUCACAACACAAGGUAUCCAUGCCCAAUAACAAAGCACAGCAGAUCAUCCAGCAGGAGCAGCCCUCCCCUCGCCCGACCAAGGGAGACCCUUACAACACAGGUCACAUGAGGGACAACCCAUCCCCUCUUAUGAUGCAUUCCCCACAACUUCCCCAGUACCCACCUGUGUCUCACCAGUCUCCACCUCACAACAUGCAACCCAAAAAGCAGAGGGCCCCUGUGAGUCAAGGUGGGUUAAAGGAGGAGAAGCUUCCUCCAUCACCAGUGAUGAGAGGAGAGCCAUUUAACCCUGCAAUGAGACCAGACCAUCACAAACAUCCUGAUAACAAGCCUCCUCAACCAGGCCAACAGAAUGUGAAGUCCAUGGACAGUUCGCGGCCUGUCAUCCGCUCCUCUGAGCCCAUUGGGCUGCCCCCCUCUCUGCAAGACAAGGAUAAGUUCAAGCAGGAGUCUAAGGCGCCCGUUGCCCCCAAAAAGGUACAGGAUGUGAAACUGAAGAACAUGGGCUCAUGGGCCAGCCUGGCACAAAAGUCCACAUCUACGCCUUUAUCUGCAGUGAAGUCAUCGAGUGACAGUUUUGAGCAGUUCCGUCGUGCUGCCCGGGAGAAGGAGGAGAGGGAAAAAGCCCUGAAAGCCCAAGCCGAGCAGGCGGAAAAAGACAGACUACGCAGAGAGCAGGACAAACUACGAGGACGAGAUGAAGAGGAUGUCAUGGAGCCAAGCAGAAGGGUGCACGAGGAGCCACGCAGGCGUCUGGAGCAGCAGCACAUCCAAGCUCCUUCGCAACAACAACAGCAGCAACAACAGCAGCAGCAGCAGGAGCCCCAGCCAGCUGCUAUUCAGCAGCAGCCACCGCCUCAACCCCCCACCCCACCUCAGCCCGCCACACAGAACCCACUAGACCAACAGAGGGAGCUGGCACGACGCCGAGAGCAGGAGAGGAGGAGGCGAGAAGCGAUGGCAGCAACUAUUGACAUGAAUUUCCAAAGUGACUUAAUGGCUAUCUUUGAGGAAAAUCUGUUUUGAGGAGAGGAGUUACUGAAGCAUGACUGCAAACAAAAAAGAAAAAAAAAGAAAAAAGCUUGGAUGAUGUAAACUUCCUCUAAAA
This is a messenger RNA of Micropterus dolomieu (smallmouth bass), 5209 nucleotides long. It is a transcript of the gene brd4, whose product is annotated as bromodomain containing 4. The coding region runs from base 454 to 5127 and encodes 1557 amino acids. Gene Ontology annotation, biological process: positive regulation of transcription elongation by RNA polymerase II; chromatin remodeling. NCBI's taxonomy places the organism in Eukaryota, Metazoa, Chordata, Actinopteri, Centrarchiformes, Centrarchidae. Gene Ontology annotation, cellular component: nucleus; chromatin. The record is from RefSeq and is a predicted model, not a curated record. The transcript is spliced from 19 exons.